Molecule: messenger RNA, 588 nt
Organism: Prorocentrum cordatum
Lineage: Eukaryota; Dinophyceae; Prorocentrales; Prorocentraceae
Source: the annotation of a GenBank genome assembly
AUGUGCUUCCUCAGCGAAGAGGUGCGAGGCGUCUGCUGCCAAACGUGUGCUGCAGCUAUGACGGAGUGCAACGACUAUAACGACGUACUCGCGACAUUAGAUCUAGGGCAUGACGAUUGCAGCGAAGUGGCUGGCUGGGGCUUGUGUGAUAUGAUUUCUAAAGUAUUCGGGGGAUUGUGUUGCGAAGCAUGCUCUUCGGAGGCCACGACAACGACCGACAAGGAGCUCUGCGCGGACGGCUGCUACAACGGGUGGCCGGGCGACGGCUACUGCGACAGCGUGUGCAACAAUUGGGAGUGCAACUAUGACGGAGGCGACUGCGACGCCACGCCAGAGCCAGAGCCAGAGCCUGAGCCCGAGUGGUGGACAACGACCGACAAGUGGUGGACAACGACCCCAGACGUGUGCGAAGAUGACGAUGCCGCCAUCGUUUUUUUAGCCCAACAGGGCAAUGCUUCCGGGGUCACUGGUUGCGGGGAAGUUGCUGGCAUGUGCUUCCUCAGCGAAGAGGUGCGAGGCGUCUGCUGCCAAACGUGUGCUGCAGCUAUGACGGAGUGCAACGACUAUAACGACGUACUCGCGACAUGA